This is a messenger RNA of Ilyonectria robusta, 1374 nucleotides long. RefSeq lists its product as uncharacterized. The transcript has a single exon. Gene Ontology annotation, biological process: regulation of DNA-templated transcription. The coding region runs from base 1 to 1374 and encodes 457 amino acids. Gene Ontology annotation, molecular function: DNA-binding transcription factor activity, RNA polymerase II-specific; zinc ion binding. Lineage: Eukaryota; Fungi; Ascomycota; Sordariomycetes; Hypocreales; Nectriaceae. The record is from RefSeq and is a predicted model, not a curated record.
AUGGCCCGCCGCUCGAAGCAAAAGGCCUGUUUUGGCUGCGUCGGGACCAAGCGGCGCUGCGACAAGAUCAUCCCCUCGUGCUCGCGCUGUCUUGACCGCAGCAUCGAUUGCGUAUAUCCGGCCGGGCCGCCACGACGACAGCGUCUCGCGCUUGGUGGAGCUGGAAUCACGGCUGCUCCUGAAAUCAGACUGAGCGGGAUCUGGUCGCCUUCGGGUCUUGAUAUUGGAGACCCAAGCGAAGCGGAUAUCAUGUAUCAAGACCUGUUGCGGGAAAUGGAUGACACCAGCCAUAGCACCCUCGUUGACUCGGUAUCGUCGACUGACCUUGUUGGCACACUCUCAGAGCCUCCGUUUAUUUCGUCAGUCGUGCCAUUUUGCGGAGCUGGAGCCAUGUCCGUCCCAAACCACCUUGCGGCUUCAUCGGGUCUUGGUUGGUUUCUCCAACCCUCUACCUGGGCUGUGAUCAAUCACUACCAACCCCCUGCCUCGUUCCCGCCGGGGAUCGUCUUCUCACACUUCAUCCAAGGGUUGCAAUCUUGGCUCUCCUGCUUCCUCCGCGCGGGCCACAACGCCUUCAUCCACCGCCACCUCUACACCAAGUCCGGCAUACCGCAAUGUAUGCGUGAUGCCUUCUCCGCCAUUGCGGUGUCGCAGCAUGUCACUCCGGGGAAUGAGCACAUCGUCGAUGACGUCUCGUCUGCUCAUAUCUCCAACUUGCUUGCGUCCCAGCCCGAAGAGACACCGCUCUCCGUUUCUCCCCUCUCGACAGUGGCACACUUGGCUCGCACGCAAGCCUUACUUAUUCAUCUCCUUUUGGCUCUCUUCUCUCCGUCGAUACCGCGUCGAGCCAACGCAGAGAAACUCAUCCAAACUCUCCUCGAGUGGAAAACCCAGCUUUGGGAGUCCGCAAUUCGAGACGCUACUGCUGCGCAAAUGUGCGCAAAUGAGGUUCUAUUAGCUGAUGACAAUGGUGACUUAUCCUCGGAUUCAGUAUCCGCUUUGCACAAAUCAUUUAUCCUCUCCGAGUCUGUUCGGCGCACCUGGCUACUCUGUAGUAUUUCCCUUGGCGUGUACCACGGUCUUAAGGGUGACUGGUCCUACAGUUGUGCGGGAGAUAUCUGCAUCACCGCCCGCGCCGAACUAUGGAAUGCGACUUCGCCGGCACGCUGGGAGAUUGCGGCUCGCAGCCAGGACCCCUUGUUUAUUUACAGUCUUCAUGGUCGGUCGCUGGUGGAGCGUGGCGUGUGUGCCUUAGAAGUCGACGAGUUUGCACGCCAUAUUUUUACUGUUAUGUGGGGGCUAGACCAGGUUGAAGAUUGGGUUGUGCGGACAGAGGAUGCCGUUGGGCAUGUUAAUACCAGAGAUUGCUAUUAG